This is a messenger RNA of Trichomycterus rosablanca, 3032 nucleotides long. It is a transcript of the gene mtbp, whose product is annotated as MDM2 binding protein. Gene Ontology annotation, cellular component: kinetochore. The coding region runs from base 94 to 2685 and encodes 863 amino acids. Gene Ontology annotation, biological process: protein localization to kinetochore; traversing start control point of mitotic cell cycle; regulation of protein ubiquitination. The record is from RefSeq and is a predicted model, not a curated record. The transcript has 22 exons. NCBI's taxonomy places the organism in Eukaryota, Metazoa, Chordata, Actinopteri, Siluriformes, Trichomycteridae.
UCUUUGCUAGAACGCGGGGAAAUUUGUUUCGAGCUAUACCCAGCCGGUUUCUUUUAUUCAUUUAUUUGUUAUUUAUGUUAUGUUUUAAAAGUUAUGGACAGAUAUGUGCUUGUUGUUCUAAUAAGUUUGGAACUGAAGGAAGAGAACGCCAUAAGCGGGAUUGAAGCUGCCAGACAGGUGUACGACAAAUUGAAAGAUAUAUCCAGGACUAACUGUUCAUCACAGAGUUCACCAUUUCCUGCUUGUUCUCUGAGUGGAACACCUGCUUCACAAAAGUGGUACUUUGCUAUUCAGGCGACUCAUGGCCCAGCACAGUUUUGCAGUUCAGAGUGGGAAGAGGUGUGUGCGCAGCGCAGUGACGGUGACGAGUCGCUGCCCUCAGCCGUGGAGAACUGUGCCAGCUUUCUGCAGCAGCAAGAGGAACAAACCCAUCCGUACGACUUCACAUCGCAUCCAGAUCUGUUCGAGGAGGCAGCCGAGGCCCUUCAUCAGUUAGCAGACAAACUUCCUCCUCCAGGAAAGUUCCUGUUUGAUGUGAUUCUGCUGUGUGAGGAUGAGGUGACCAUGAAAGACUUCCUGCCUGUGAUGGGCUCACUGAAGCACAUGCAAGCUUGGCACUCAGCACGGACGACUGUAGUUACAGAGCACAGUGCAGGAUGGCAACAUGCAGCCUCGUACCUGUCAGGCAGAAUGUGUCCUUUUUCUCUGGUGGAAGGUUGUAUCGAUGUCUCUGAGCUGUGGAGAGGGGGGCUGCUCAUCCGAGAGAAGAAGUUUGUCUCCGAGCUGCUGUUUGAGGGCUUCAGUCUGAAGUGGCAGAGCCAAGGCAGCUUGAGCAGCGUUCUCUACCCACACUCGGACCCCUGCUGCUUUAAUGACCGCAUGACUCAGCCUGAGGUCUUUCAUUAUUACCAGCCCGUUCUUGAGCUGAUCCAGUUGAUUCGGGUUACAGAUCUCCCAGUGAUCCUUCAAUCCAGCACUGAGUUUGAACUAGCCUUGUCCGGCAGAUCUGCUAAAGCUAAACUACUCUUGGACCAGCUCAGAGCUCUACGUGGUCAAGUUGGUGCUCUCUUCUCUCUGUCCUGUGUGGUGAGCUUUGAAGCCUUUCCUGCAGCCUCCCAGCUCAGCGCCUCCAAAUGGCGAGACUUUGUUGCUAAACGGCCGAAAGUCUUAUCUGCCCCUGCUGUUGAAGUAAAAGGAGAAAAAGGCCAUUAUCUCCUCUUGGUUCAGGGGGCAGAGAAUGGUGGUUGCAGAGCACGACUGAUACACUCAGCCAAUCAGAUCAAUGGUGCUGUUCCACUAGUAACGAUAGUAGGACUUACCCAGGAUAAAGUUCAGUCUUCCUCAGGGAUCCACACCUCUGAUUGGCUGCGCUCUCUACCCAGUCUCGGUGGCGACGACCUCUUGCGGAGGGAGAAGACGCUGGCCAGGGUGCAGCUCGGUGUCAUCCAGGAAUGUGCCCGGAGGAGAAAGGAAGCUCAAAAACCAGCAGCUGUGCCACUGAAUGACCUCAGGGUGCUUCUGAGUCUGGCCAGGGAGCAGUACCUCAAGAUGCAUAAUGCCACACUGUCCAGGUCAUCUACAUGUGCUCCAGUAGAAAAGAAGACCCACGGUGCUCCUGUCACAGCAGAUGCUAAGCGUGCUGCGCAGUCGGAGUGGCCUGAGAGAAGCGUCCUGCGCAACUAUGAAAACAUGCAGAAGAUACGGCACAGAAAUAGGUCGAACCUGUUUCAUUGUGGCUCCUCAGAUGGUCUUAUGGGACCUAAAGAUAAUCAGAGGAGCGGCUCGGCACUACUGGAUGCCAGAGAGCUUCUCAAGCACUUCACCUCUGAUGGGCUUCCCAGUGGAGAUCUGCAGCCGCUGUGUGUGCUUAGAGGGGACAACGCAUUCCAGCUCUCAUCUGAUCUCACUCCCAGAAAAGUCACCAAGCUCCCGUUCAGGCAGGCCGCCAGCACCCACUACCACGGCAUCGAGUUUUGUCUGGAUGAGCAGAAGGCGCUGGAGAGGGACCAGGGAUUCGUACGCCUGCAGUCACGUCUCAUCCGCUUCGAGACCCAGACCACGUGCUGUAAGGAGCCAUGCCCGGUACCACUGGCACUGAGCCCUAUGCCAAUGUCUGUACCCACGCCGUCACCCUCUGAACCUGGCAGUGUGCCCGACGGAGAGGCUCUGCACAGUGACCCACCGCAUCUCAAACGUCGCUCCUACGAAUCGGAUACUCUCACCCAGCCGCACAAGAGGAUGGCUAAGUGGGAGAGCGGUGAGUCUCAGGGUUCUCAGUGCGGUGCAGGUAGCGGUGCUCACCCAGCAGUGAGAGCUCUGAGACAGCAAGCGGCUCGAUCCUCCUCCACCUCGUCCUCCAGCUCAGACAGACACUCGGCUGCUGGAGCUAAAAGUUCCCGUGAGCCCUCACCCAGUCAGAAACCCGACCAGGGCCCUACUGAGUCACGCUCACAGAAACACAACCGGAUGUUGAAGGAGGUGGUUGCGAAGACACUGAGGCAGUACGGGAUCACCAGCCAACAUAAGUGCUUCAAGACCUGCAGUCAGAGGCUGUUUGAUGUGUCAAAGCUCUAUCUGAAGGACCUGAAAACGUCACGUGGGCUUCAUGAGGAAAUGAAAAAAGCUGCUGCUACAAAUGCCAAGCAGGUGAUUGACUGGGUCGUGGAAAAAUCCUCCAAAAAAUGAUAAAUAAUCCUCAUCAGGGGAAACAGAGAGCUGGUCCAGAGAGGAGCUUCUUUGCUUCAGUCACUGUAUCAGUAGUGUGUUGGUAAGGCAAGGAAUUUGUCAUUGUUCCUGUACUGAGUAUAGAAUGGAGAGGUGCUGGGGCAGGUAGUAACGUAGCUUGAUCAUUUAUUACUCCUGCUGUGGGAAGAGAUUAGGUUUAGGUUUAAGAUUAGACUUUAAGAAACCAAUGUCUCAGUCAAGCAGAAAAGAUUCAGAUCUGUGUUCUGUCUGUUACACACCACUGUCUUCAUGUUUUGUUUUAUAUGUGUUCUGUAUGAUGUGUUUGUAUUAAAGUGGUUAUUUUUACA